AAUAAUUCUAUUUCCUGUCAUGGCGGCCAACAACCUUUCAUAACAAGAUAGAAAACAACGCACUGAAACUUUAUUUUCUUGCACUUGAGUUAUCCUAUGACGCCAAAUCGAUGUUAAUUAAAGUUUUGGGAAAAUGCCGAAAUAUUACGAGGACAAAGAAGAAGACGACAGAGCAUGCGCCGGCGUCAGAGAGGACUUUAAAGCCUGUCUCCUUCAGCACGACUGUGUUGUCAAGGAAGGGAAGAAACCAAGCGAGUGUCUGAAGGAAGGCCACUGCAAAGCGCUGCAGACGUCGUUCUUUGAGUGUAAGAGGUCGAUGCUGGACACGAGGUCACGAUUCAGAGGGAGGAAAGGCUACUGAGGAGACCACAUGCUGCCGGUCGCCGUUUGUGUUCAUGCUAGGGAAUUGUACGACUUCAGUUUGAGAGAACCGCUAACUUCUCAGAAAUACAAACUCAAGACGGCUGUAAUGAACAUCUUCAUUCCUUCUAAAAUGCAUUUGUUGUUAUGAGUGUGUUGUGAUGAAAAUAUGAUUAAAGUCAAAAAUAU
Molecule: messenger RNA, 549 nt
Organism: Oryzias melastigma (Indian medaka)
Lineage: Eukaryota; Metazoa; Chordata; Actinopteri; Beloniformes; Adrianichthyidae
Product: cytochrome c oxidase assembly factor 5
Exons: 3
Coding region: 134-361 (75 amino acids)
Biological process (GO): mitochondrial respiratory chain complex IV assembly
Cellular component (GO): mitochondrion
Source: RefSeq, a predicted model, not a curated record